CAGAUCAAUUGAUCGCUGAACGUGUUCUUGAGCGGUGGGAUCGCGGAUUUCACGAUCGUAACGUGUCUUAGGUAAAUCGAUUGAUCGAGCGGUUUUAAUUUGAAAGCGAAUUCGCGUUUGAAAGUGAAUUGUAAGCGGAUCGUGUUAAAUCAAAGUUUUUUUCUUGGAUUAUUUGUUGUUUGUGUCAAAUUUUACAUCCACUUUCAUUUUUACCAGAUUUGCAUGAGCAAAUACAAGAUGAUAUAGUGUAUCCAUAAGACAGUACAAAAUGAGGACAGUCAUAGUGUUUCUUAUCCUUAGCAGUAUUUUUAGUGCAUACGGUAUUAGUGUUCCAACAAACUGGAACGAUGCGGAACAAAGAAAUAGUGCGGACAUGGGUUAUAUUAACCAUAGAUUUUCCAGAAGAAAUGAUAGACUUGAACUACCAAAUACCAGACCUAUAAAUCAUCCUCUAGCACGCACUAUUCCAAUGGUGCCGCAAGCUAAUUCCCAAAUGAUCCUAAACUCAAACGGAUUACUUAUAGUACCACAAACUCAAAAAGAGUCACCCCUAAAACAAAAUUACUUAGACUAUCGCUACCAAAGGGAGGACCAAAGUUUUGCACCUAUAAAACCAAACAAGAAAUACCAGCAACUACCUGAUCAUGUUUUGGGAGUACAACCCUUGGGCGUAGUUGACAAAUAUCGACAGCUUAAAGAGGCUCAAAAGAUGCAGGAUAUGGUCAACAGACUUGUUCAUCAAUAUAAUCCUGGGCUAUUCAAUCAAUACCUUGAAACAUCUGGGCAAUAUAAUGCUCUGCCUCUAAAAAACAUAAAACCACUAGCCCUAACUGAGGAAAAACCUAAAAAUCAUCAACUAAUUGAAUCUAGUACUUCUAACGAAAAUCCUAGUUUAGAGUUCAAAAGAGAACUUGAUCAUUCCACUAAGAAGGAACCAGUAUUUUUCGUCACAGAAGGAUAUACGAAUGUACUACUCCAAGGGCCUCAUCAUAAAAAAACAUAUGUAGAGAAUGACGAAAGUAAUGACCUUCCGACUCAACAAAAACCACCACACAAACGUAAAGUGACAAAGAUUUAUAGAAUUCAUAACAAUUUGGGGGGAUCUCGUAACAAUUUAGUUGAAGCGGAUCAGCCUGGAAAAGCAAGAUAUUUUCAAAAGCCUGAACUUUAUGAGGAGGAAGACAGAAGAGUAGGACUAGAAAAGCAUUUGCAUACAAAUUAUAGGGAUGACACACUAUAUGAACCCAAAGAUGAUAAGGAUUAUGAAAGGGAUGAUAUUGAAGAUGAAAGAAUUUCAAGUGAUGAAAUUGAUGAUGAAGAAGGAGUUUCCAACAAGGAUGAGGUAGACGAUAAACAAGACCAGACAAACGUUACUUUAGUAACUACUAAUACCAAAGAAGAAGAAAUAGAAGAACGAACAGAAAAUAGCGAUGACAGAAAAGUUGAGCCUAAAAGCGAAUCAAGUGUAAAAAUUGGUAAAAGCGACGACGAAACAACCAAACCUCAAAAUUACAGUAAUAAUGCUCUUCAAGAAGACAAACGGGAUCUAAAACUCGAAAAUCAAAAAGAAGAAAAAUCAGAAUAUAAAGAAGAGGAUGUAGAGGAAACCGAAGGAAGUGACGACCUUACCGAUAAAGACAAAGAAGUGUCACAUAGUGAACAUGCUGACCCAAAACCUCCUCCAACCAAACCAAUCUAUCCUGGAGAAGGAUUUUGGGCAAAACCUGAAUUAAAACAUAGACCUCAUAUAUCCCAGCAUAGAUUCCUUAAACCUGUUGAAGAAGAACAAAAACCUGAUGGGUUUAAUGUUUUUGAAGAUCUAGAGAGAUUUUUUGAAAGACAAAAACAUAACUUUGGAAAUACAUUUAAGCUUGACGAAGAGACUACUACAGUAGCAAGUUCUCCAUUUGCUAAUUAUUUUGAAUCUAUACGCACUCCUAGUCCAGUACGUCCAAUCUUAGUUUACGAUCCCUUUACAGAAUCUAGUAAUAACGCUCAAACACAUUCGGAACCCAUUGAAGCCACUACUGAAAUUUCCAAGCUUACUGAAGCAACAAUCGCUGAAGAUGAUAAAGAUGAAGAUAAUUCAAAGGAAGAUGCAAAUAAUUCAGAAGAGGAAAAUGAGGAGUUAGAAGAAAAUGAUGAAGACAGUGAUGACGAUGAAGAUGAGUUUGUACCGCUAAGGCUCUAUACUCAAGUUAGGAAUCACGAGAAUAUUGAGCAUGAACCUUAUAAUCCUUUGGAGCAUGGCAGACUAAGAGAAGUUAUUAAAGAUUCAAAGGUGCAAACGGUGUAUACUGAAGAAGGAUACGAAGAUGCCGCUUAUGAUCAUGCCGGCCAUGAGAAAAACGCCGAAAAGGAUCAAGGAUAUUCGGAGUUUGAGAGAGAAAAGGAAGGAAAAGCAGAAGAUGUUAUAGCUGAUACUCCUGACAAUGACAAAGAACUUUCCAAACAAGUGUCCGUGUUAAAUGAUUCCGAACAUGUCCUUAUUGACUCGUUAGCUUCAGACAGUAUUGUUCCUAAAAUUAUUACAGAAAACGACGUAAAAGAUUCUGGUAAGAAAAAUUUACAAAAUAAUAAUUUCAUAUCAACCCAAGAGGUUAAAACUACUCAAGUGAAGGAUAAACCUAAUGGUAAUAUGGAGUUAGAAAUCGAAAGUGAGGUUAAGGUUAUUAUGCAGCCGAACAAUAGUAGCGAGUCACAUAAGUACGUAAAAAUUUAUCCUAAAAUCCUAAAAGAAAUUGAAUAUGAUCAAAAAACUGAUGACUCUAUAAAAGAAAAUACUAAUGAUGAAAGUGAUGUGGCAGUUCCAAGAACAACAGAGUCAAGUACAGUAUCCGGAAUUGAAUCAAUUACAAAGACAUAUCCUAAAGUGGUAGUUAAGGUGAUAGAUGAAAGUGGAGCUCUAAAAACUAUCAUUGGCGAAGAUAAGUUACAAAGAACUAAAAGAUCUGUGGAGUUAAGCCCUUUUGGUGGUUUUGAAGCAGAUCUUGAAGUUCUCAAAAAUAUAAAUCAUACUUUUGAGCCUUCUAAGCCUGAAAUCGACGUUGAAAAGUAUCCUUAUUAUCUUUUACCAGAUUUAAAUGAAAAUUCUCCACUGCGUUACGCUGAAAAUUUUGAUAACGUUCCAAAAAAGACGGAAGGCGAACUGACAUUUUAUAAAUUGGCAGAUCAGCAUGAAUGUCCUGAAAUACCACAAAAUAUUGAUCCAGUACCUGAGCAUGUUAAAAGUGCCCAUUUGAAAAAAGGUGAAAACGAAGAGUCUCUAGGGACCGAAGAUUCUGAAGAGGGAGAUGAUGAAGAGGAAGAGAGUGUCGUCGAUAAAAAACAACCAGCAACACCGAAGACACCUAGAAUAAAAUUGGGGGAUAAGAUUGAUUGCCUUAAAGCAAGAUAUUUUGGUGAUAAUCCUUUCGACAGUCCAUUUUUUAAAGAAGAAACUGUUGGUCAAGUAAAACCUAUUUUCAAAGAUUUAGAGCAUAUACAUAAAAACCCUACUGAAACUAUUGCUUCUUGGAGAAGAUCCGAUGAUAACAUAGUAAACACUAAUGAAGUAUUUGAUCAGAGUGAAAAAGAAAAUAUAAAAAUUGCAACUGAAAAUCGAGAAUUGGCUUCACCUAUUAACUUAACCAAAGCAUCAGAAGCUGCUGCUGAAAGUAUCAAUUCAGUAAGCAAAGUUUCAGCACCAAUAGGACUGGCCGUAAAUGACGUUAUUGAUGAAAUUAAGCCUACAGCAAGUCCUUUGGUUACCCUAAUAACCACUCCACGAUAUACAAUACAACUUACACCGGAAAAUAUUUAUGAUCAAAUAAAAUUGCUUGAUCAUUUGCCUGAAGAUGAUACCACUACAAAUAAAAAACCCACCGAUAAAAAUAAUUUAGAAGAUGAACAUUCUCAAAGAGAAGAAACUAGUCAACGAAAACCAAAAAUUCUAGUUGAAGAUAAAAUUGGUCCAGAAGCGGAAGCUCUAAGGCGAAGAAGGAUGAGACCAAGAAAACCUAAUUAUCAGAUAUUUGAUGUUAAUAAGUUUCUUACCACUACACCUUUUAAUUUAAUUAAUACUGCUUCAACAACGAUACUUCCAAAACAUAAGGUUAUAAGUGAGGUUUAUUACAAAGAUGAAAUCAAGCCUAGCGAACAGCUGAACGUAUUUGCAGAUGUUCUGAAUAACAUUAAGAAUUCAAGUAAAAUUGACAACGUCCCAAUGCAAUCUGUGUCAGAUUUCGCUGAACCUAGUGCAGUAACGAUUAAAACUUUAGAAGAUUCAACUAUUGUACCAAGAGAAUCUACACCAUCCAUCGUUAGGGUGAAGAAGUUCCAAAGUGAUAGUUCCUAUUUAUCUCAGAAUAAGAUUGAAGUUCCAAAAACUACUCUAAGACCUCCAGCCCCACCUAGACAAGUAACAAUAGUAGAUAAUCAUCAAAAACAUUACAAUAGUAGACAACCCAACCUGAGUUCCCAAGACUUUAGAGCUAAAAUUCUUCAGUCUACUAGUACGUCUAGGCCGCUUAGACCUAGCACCAUUUCUCCUAAGAGGAAGCUUCUUAAAAGGAGGCGUAAACCUUCCUUAACCACCACGACCACUUCAACAUUAAGAACCACCACAAACAUUCAUAUACCUAAGCAAAAUACUCCUAUCAAUCAUCAACCAUAUAUCAUAGACUUUAUCGAAGAUACUGAUAAAGUGGUAGGUCUAGUACCACCCCAAAAUUUUGAAUAUAGAACCAUUGUUGUUGAAAAUUCCUUAGAUAGAGAUGGACCAGACAGUUACGAAGAGCAAUCAGAAUCGCCAAAAGUGAUCCCAGUAACUGAGCAUACAGAUGAAGCACCACCCGAAAAACCUCUUAACAUAUAUUCUUACCCGGGGUUAAAACCCCCAAUGCCCCAAAAAGUGAGGCCCUAUUCUGAUUUCUUUGUAAAUGGUGCUUUGGUGAAUGAAAACCUACUGAGGAGGAGAAUAGCACAUGUUGGUCAUUUUAGGACCAAACGUGAUGCUGCUAGGCAAUCAUAUGCUGAUGUUUCCAGAAAUCGAGGUAAACAAACAGCUGGAUUAGAAGAAUCUGUUGGUUCAGAUGAUGAAGCAGAUGAUUACGUCCCUCAUAGGCCCAAAAACUACCACUAUGAUGAAAAAACUGGUAAGAUCAUUUACCAUAGUAAACCGAAACCAAAAGAAGAAGAGGAAGAUGAAGUGGAAUAUGAAGAAAUCGAAGUACCUGAUACUCCUGGUAUAUAUUUGGAAAAAGCAGAGGAUGCCACACACCCCACUCCAGAAAAAGUUACCACAAAACAAUUGCUUGCUACAGCAACUCCUCCUCCUGAAGGAAAAGACCUGCUGGACUUCGUGCUUAAGCUAAAAAAUAAUCCAACAUACGAAUUUAUUCCUGAUCCAACUACUUCAAAACCAGGUAGUAAACCUGCUACAACUGAAGGAUUUACAACUGUAGAUCCAAAAAGUACAGACCCUCCGGAAUUCUUAAACAUUUUAUCCAAAGUAAAAAGUGACAGCAACUACAAAUACAUUGAAGAUCCAAAGGAGACUAAGAAAAAAUCUAAAGUGACCACUCCAUCCCCUGAAGAGGAGUUUGAAGAUGACGAGGAAGAAGAAACAGUGCCUCAACAUAUCCAAAACUCACCUGGAGGGCAAGCUCAAGAUUUGGGAAACAUUGAAAUAUUCGACAUAGGAGACUAUUUACCAAAAAUCAAACCAGUUACAACAAAAACUACUAUAGACUAUUCCAAAUAUAAAACUAUUCAAAGAGACCGUCCGAAAACAACCCCUUCAACGUUAGAAGAAGAUGAGGAAGAUGAUUUGGAUUUAGGAAGAAGAGAGGAAGUGCUUAGUAAGCAGGAUCAUAGUAGAGGAAAUGUACAUAAACAAGAAGUUAAUAGAGAAGAAGAAACUAUUGAUAGACUUAUAUAUAGUGAAGAAAGUGAUGAACGUGAAAAACCGACAACUACAACUACAACUCAGAGAAUUGUUCAGCUAAGAAGAGGAACGAGACCAACCACAAGUAGAACCGCAAUAGAAGUUUUUGAGCCUCAAGUGGCCACCACAACUGCCAGAGCCAGAAGAAGACCAAUAACAACUAGGGGAACAAAAAGACCAAUACUGGCUACCGAAACAACUGAAAAGGUUGCAAAGGUUUAUCCAGCAAACUAUUCUACAGAUUUUACAGACCAGCCGCAAUCAGCCUCCUUUGAAAAAGCCAAAAGGGUGUACAGACGUAGACCAGUAAGAAUACGACACACUACCGAACGACAAGAAGAAAAUGAUGAAGAAGUCGAUAAAAUUGUCAGAAGAAGUAUCGAUAAUAAGUUUGAUUAUAUAAUGGAUGAAUUUGAAAAGGCAUCUUUAGAAAAUGAAAGUAAUUCAAAUAAAUACCAGGCAAUUAGAAAGGAAAUCCUAAAUGAUCAUUACCCUGAUGAUGAAUCCGAAGACGAUGACGCUAGUGAGAGUAAAUUACACGAGACCCUGCAAGAAACACCGUCAGAUGUUGAAAUUAUUAAUAAGGACUACGAUAAAAGAAGAAAACAUGGAGGUAACUAUAAAGAAGUCACUGAUGAAGAUAAUCCAGAUGAUAUUAACAUAGAAACAAGAGAAAAUUCUGAUAGUAAGGUAGAAGAAGCUGAAGAAGAUACUAAUAUUGAUGAAACUGAAGCACGCGUAGAGAAAAUUGAAAACCCUAUUAAAGAAAAAUUCAAGGAUGCUGAAGUGGAGAUUGUUGAUAAGAACUUUGACCAAACCGAACAACAUAGCAAAUAUAAGGCAGUAAAUGAUUCCUUUAAGAAUAAAGAUAAUUUAAAAAGCAAAAAAAUUGACGUUGAAGUAGUAAAUCAAAAUUAUAAUAAGGAAAAGAAACACGGUGGUAAUUACAGAUCUGAAACAAGAAACCCUAAAAGCAACAUAGAAAUAAUAAAUAAGAACUUUGACAAACAGAAAAAGCAUGGUGGGAACUACAAGUCUGAGGAAGACGCUUCGGAGGAACAGCUUAUUAAACUACAAAACGAAAAACAAAAUACUUAUCCUGCAAAUAGGCGUGUUGAUACUCUAGAAGAUCCAGAAACUACUGAAUCCUCUUCAAUCCCCCAACAACAAACGACGAAAAGGCGCAGAUUAAGGAUCAGAAAGAGACCCUCAACUACCACGGAGCACAGCAUUCGACUAUCAGAUGUAGUUCCCAAGCCCGAUCAUUUUUAUUCUGAUCCUCAGCUGCCCAAGGAUAUAAAUCAACUUAUAACAAGUCGUACACCAGUGCAUCUGCAAUCGGAAGAAGUAUCAGAGCUGGCUCAAAAGGGGGAUGAUUUUAAAGAAGAGACUGAAAGACCAAGGAGAAGAAGAAUUAAGCUUAGAAGAAGAAAGUUUGAUUUAGCAGAAGGGAAAGAAAUGAGUGGGAAAGAGGUAGAGAAAAUUGACGUGACCAAGAAGCCAGUGUUUGAAAGAGAUCCCAGUAAAAGAUUGUAUUAUUAUGUUAAAAGUUAGAUUUUAGGAAGCAAAUGUAAAUAUGUGAUUCUUUAGGUGUAAGAGUUGUUGUUACUAA
Messenger RNA from Anthonomus grandis grandis, 7538 nucleotides. RefSeq lists its product as uncharacterized. Bases 269 to 7480 code for a protein of 2403 amino acids. The record is from RefSeq and is a predicted model, not a curated record. NCBI's taxonomy places the organism in Eukaryota, Metazoa, Arthropoda, Insecta, Coleoptera, Curculionidae. The transcript is spliced from 24 exons.